Messenger RNA from Vespula pensylvanica (western yellowjacket), 3538 nucleotides. RefSeq names its product intracellular protein transport protein USO1-like. The record is from RefSeq and is a predicted model, not a curated record. The transcript is spliced from 6 exons. Bases 1 to 3441 code for a protein of 1146 amino acids. NCBI's taxonomy places the organism in Eukaryota, Metazoa, Arthropoda, Insecta, Hymenoptera, Vespidae.
AUGAAGCUCGAAGGGGACGAAUUGAAGAAGCUGCUUGCCGAUGAAGAAAAAUUGAAAAAUGAUCUUAGUAAUAAACUCGAUUCAAUGGAAAUAGAAAUGGAAAAGUUACGUAACGAAAAUUUAAAUCUCGCCAAUCAAUUGGAAGAAUUACGUAGGGAGAAAGAGAGGCAUGAGAAGGCUGAGGAAGAAAUUAAACAUUUUGAAAGUGAACUUGAUUCAGCGAGGACUCAGAAGGAGAAGACUGAAAACGAAAAGGCAACAUUAGCCGAGGAACUCGCGAAACUCGGCGAAAAGAACGAUAAAUUAAUGGCAGAAAACGAGUCACUCAGGAGAAAAAUAGAAGAGGUCGAUGGCUCACUCGAGGCGUUGAAUAAAUGUAAAGAGGAAAAUAAUAGUUUGAGAGGUAGGAUAAACGAGUUGGAGUCUAUAAAUAAUGCAUCGAAGGAAGAGAGUGAACGAGCAAAGGCGGAUGCUGAGAGGAUAAAGAACGAGAGUAUAGCGAUGAAGGACGCUCUUGAUAAAAUGAUAGAGGAGUUGGAUAAACUUAAAGAUGAAAAUGAACGGUUGAAAAUGCAAAACGAGGAGAAAAGUCAGUUUAAGCCCGAACUAGAAAAUUUGAGGUCUGCUAGUGAGACUCUCAGAAAAGAAUCAGAAACGUUAAAGGCAAAGUUAGACGAAACAUUGGAUGAGUUAAACGCUGAGAAAUCGGCAAGAAGUAACACUGAGGCAGAAUUGAUGGCUCUGAAGAACGAGUUAAAGAAUUUGCUCGCUAAGAUUGACGAAUUGAAACGAGAAAACGAAGAUCUCAAAGAAGAAAAGGGAGAGCUGAAGAAGACGCUCUUGAAGUUUGAUGAUGAUUUGUCAAAAGUGAAGAACGCCAAUUGGGAUUUGAAUAAAGAAAACGAAACAUUGAAUAAUCGAAUAACUGAUUUGGAGGCAAAAAUUACUAAAUUAGAGGAAGAAGUUGAUCAUUGGGAAACGGAGAAUUGUAAAAUCAAUUUAAAUGUUGAUAAGUUGAAGGAGAACUUGGAGAAAAUGACGAAAGAUUCGGUCGAAUGUCAGGUAUCUAAGAAAUUAUUGGAACAACAAGUGUUUCAAUUGGAGGAGGAAAAUUCGAAACUUCAGAAAUACAAUGAAGACAUACUGUCCCAACUGGAUCAUCUGAAGAAGUCUCAUGGAGUCGACAAGUCAUCGAAAGAAGAGUGCUUAAAGGAUCUCAGUAACAUAAGGGAGGAGAAUAUCAGUCUGAAGGAUGAGCUAACAGCAUUGAAGGCCGAAUUAUCGAAACUUAGAAACGAGAACAAAGAUCUGAAAACUUCGCUCGAAGAUACUUUGAAACGGUUGACGUCGGCCGAUGCUGAAAUAGAACAGCAAAAGGCUGAGAUCUCAACACUGAGAACUGAGAAUACUUCGAUGAAAGGGGAAGUUGCGGGAUUGAAGGCCGAAAAGGAGAAAUUCUCGGUAGAAGCAGCCAAGUUAGAAGCGGAUUUGGCGAGGUUGCAAAACGAGAACGACAACAUAAAGGCCAACCAACAGAAGCUAGAGGUAGAUUACGGUAAAGUUCGAGGUCAGGAAGAUGAGCAAAAGAUCGAGAUCGAUAAACUGAAGUCUCAGUUAGCCGAGGAAAGAUCGAACAUCGAUAAACUGAAAGCAGACUUAUCUUCUUGUCAGAAAGAAAACGAUGAAAUAAAGGCGGAGUUGAAAAGAAUAAAAGAAGAGAAGGAAAAGUUAAAAGAUCAAUUAGAAUCAGGUAAACAAAUUUUAUUAGACACGACAAGUAAAUCGCAGACUGUAGAAGACAAAAUAUCUGAGAUGGAAAAAGAGAAAGUUAGUCUCCUCGAAGAGUUGAAAGAUCUAAGGCCGCAGAUCAAUAAACUCGAAGGACAAUUGGACGACGAAAAAAAUGCUAAGGAAACUGCGAUAAAAGAUUCUCUCGCUUGCAAGGAAGAAUUGGCUGCAUUAAAAGAGGAAUUGGCAAAACUGCGCGCCGAAACGGGAAAAUUGCAAGCUGAAGCGGACACAUUGAAAACCCAUGCAAUCGAUGAGAGUAAGCUAAGAGAGGAAACUGCAAUAAAAGAUUCUCUCGCUUGCAAGGAAGAAUUGGCUGCAUUAAAAGAGGAAUUGGCAAGAGUGCGUGCCGAAACGGGAAAAUUGCAAGCUGAAGCGGACACAUUGAGACCCGAUGCAAUCGAUGAGAGUAAGCUGAGAGAGGAAACUGCAAUAAAAGAUUCUCUCGCUUGCAAGGAAGAAUUGGUUGCAUUGAAAGAGGAAUUGACCAAACUACGUGCCGAAAUGGAAAAAUUGCAAGCUGAAGGGGUCACGUUGAAAACCCCUGAAGACGAUAUUAGUAAGCUGCUCAAAAAUAAAAUUAAAAAAGAAGAAGAGUUGGAAUCGGACAAUGAGAAAUUGAAGAAAGAUCUUGCAGAGAGUAACAAAAUGAAGGAUGAUGCGUUGAAGGAAAUAGAAACUCAACGAGAUCUUAUUGCUGAGUUGGAGAAAAAAUUAGACCAAUGUGAAAAAGAGACGGAAAAAUUAAAAUUGGAGAAUGACAGUUUGAAGAAUGAUAUUAGUAAGGCACGUGAUAAUCUCAAAGCAUUGGACACGGAUUAUCGUCAAUUGAGGACAAAGAUGACGGAUGAUUUAGGUGUUUCAGAAAAAGAGAUAGAUCGAUUACUAUCGAAGUCGAAGCUUGAGUUAGAAGACAAACCGAUGAUUCUGGAUGAUGGUGAUUUUAUAGUUCCGAUCAAAGCGUUGAAGGAAAAAUUAGAACAACAGAACAAUGGUGUAAAUCGUUUGAGGGAUUACGUUACGUAUUUAACUGGAAAAGUGAAAGAAAAGCCGAAAAUGAUUUCGGCCUUAGAAGAGGACGAUGAUUUUGCUCGAAGUUUAAUUCCACCUUUCGAUGGGUUACUUCCGAUUUCCUAUGAACUGUGCAAUAAUAUUUACCGUGCCGAAAUCGAGAUACAGGAAUUGGAUGAUCUACGAAAACCUACGAUAGAGGAUGAAGUUUUGAAACUGAGAUUUUUGGAAGACGAAGUUCCCGAAGACGCGAAGAAGUCACCGGUUGAUGUCGAUGAUUGGUUAAAAUCAUUGACAUUAACAGAAAUGGCAGAUCUUCACGAUAAAAUUUGUUUACUAACGUCGAGUAUAGUUCGUGACGAUCAAGAUGCACCAAGCUGCAGUACAACUUUUACUGUACAAAGUCCUUCUCAAGAAAAUUAUGAUGUUUUGAACAAAAGAAUUGCAGCGCUGCAAAGGCAAAUAACCGAGAAACAAAUGGAGGCAUCUUGGAAGCUGCAGGAAUUGAAGAAGGCUCUUCGUCUCGAGCAAGUGAAUCUUAUACGAAUAUCCGACGAAAUGAAUUUAGAGAGAAAACGAAAUCUGGCUCUACAACUCACUAUGGAUGAUGGCAUCCUAACUUCGAACGAGUUUUCGAAUUAGAACAUAUUUAUGUUCAGUGUAUUGUUGUUACUGUUUGUGCCGUUGUAUUACCGGUAUAAUUUCGAUUAAAUAAAUGUCAUGACUCUUCCGAAAUGAU